Salarias fasciatus (jewelled blenny) is the source of this 3056-nucleotide messenger RNA. Its product is annotated as sushi domain-containing protein 4-like. Lineage: Eukaryota; Metazoa; Chordata; Actinopteri; Blenniiformes; Blenniidae. Gene Ontology annotation, biological process: DNA damage response. The record is from RefSeq and is a predicted model, not a curated record. Bases 196 to 2001 code for a protein of 601 amino acids. The transcript is spliced from 11 exons.
CAGCUAGCUAGCGUAGCGGGUCGAGCUAGGAGCUAGCUAGCGGUUAGCAGCGCGGUGCCGCUAAAAGCUCGAUUAAUCUCACUUUUAUGGUGUCCGCCGUGACGUUAAAUGCCUUCGUCGACUACAUAGUAAGAGCAGCGACGGCGAGGGUAUCCAGGCAGUGUUUUUGUGGAUGAGUUGACUCUGAAGGAGAAGAUGUGCAAUGGAAUGAUAGAGUCAAUAUCAACAGCCACUGAACGGUUCCUCUUGUUGCUGCUGUUACUGACUGGAGAGCCCACCGUGCACGGCUCAGGAUGCGUGAGGCCGUACAUGGUCCAGAACAGCUGGGUGAAUCUGACAGAGACCAACCGGGGCUCGUUCCCCGUGGGCACGGUGCUGCAGUACAGCUGUGACCCCGGCUACCUCCCCGAUGGGCCCAGCAUCCUCACCUGCAGCGCUCAGGGCAGGUGGACGUCCGACCCGCCUCACUGCAUACGCAGCGGUGCAUGCCUGCCUCUCUCCAAACCCGAGAACGGGGGCUACAGAUGCCACCCCUCCCCCUGCCGCAUGUUCUCCCACGGCACCAUCAUCGAGUUCUUCUGCAACGACGGCUUCGUCCUGAGCGGGGACUUCACCUACCUGACGUGUCAGGACGGGGAGUGGGACGGCCCCAUGCAGACCAGCUGCGUCAGCCAAGGCUGUAUCCGACCCUCCACGGUGCAGCACGGCUCCACCAACCUGACGGACAGCAACAGGAGCCUGUUCCCGGUGGGCACGGUGCUGCAGUACGGCUGCGACCCGGGCUACCUGCCGUCCGGGCCCAGCACGCUCACCUGCACGUCGCUGGGAGACUGGUCGUCCGGACCGCCGCGCUGCGUCCGCACCGACGUGUGCCCGCCUCCGUACCAGCCAGAGAACGGAGGGUUCAGCUGCCACCCCGCCCCCUGCAGGAGGUUCUCCCACAACACGGUGAUCGAGUAUUUCUGUGACGAAGGCUACGCGCUGAAAGGGAACUAUAAAUUCCGCACCUGCCAGUUUGGGAAAUGGGACAGCUCGACGCCCAUCAGCUGCCUCAUGGAGCAAGGUUGCGUGAGGCCGUCCAUGGUGCCGCACGGCUCGGCCAACCUGACGGAGAGCAACCGGAGCCUGUUCCCGGUGGGCACGGCGCUGCAGUACGGCUGUGAGCCCGGCUUCCUCCUGGACGGAGCCGGCACCAUCAGCUGCACCGCGCAGGGAGACUGGUCGUCUGAGCCGCCCCGGUGCCUCCGCAGCGACGUGUGCCAGCCUCCAUACGAGCCGGAGAACGGGGGCUACUCCUGCCACCCCUCCCCGUGCCAGCGCCUCUCCCACGGCACCGUGGUCGAGUACUUCUGCGAGGAAGGCUACAUUCUGAAGGGGGACUAUAAAUACCUGACCUGUCAGUACGGCGUGUGGGACAGCCAGAUGAAGCUGAGCUGCAUCAUGGAGGAAGACCACGAUCCGUCCCUGCCCCUCGGCAUGCCGGCCCUGUCCAUCGUGGCGUCCACGGCCAGCUCGGUGGCCCUCGUCCUGCUGCUGGUGGUUCUCUUCGUGCUCCUGCAGCCCAAACUCAAGUCCCUCCACCGGCGCGAUCAGGGCGUGUCGGGCCAGCCGGUCUCCAUCAUGGUGGAGGGCGUCCAGGUGACCCUGCCCUCGUACGAGGAGGCGGUGAACAGCGGCGCCGCCUCGGCCACCGCCCCCGAGUCCCGGGUCCAGAUCGUCCUGUCGGAGGGGCAGCACGCCGCCGCGCCGGAGGCCGGCCCCUCCCGGCCCGCCUCCUUCAAGCAGCAGUCAGAGAUGGCGGUGGUCCACGCGGCAGCGGCGCCGCCGUCCUCGUCGUCCUCGUCCCCCUCGUCCUCCACCUGGGCGCUGGAGCAGGCGGGCGCGGCGGCGGGCGCCUCGUCCUCGCGGCGGAGGCCGUCGGCGGCCAGCGAGCAGCACAGCCUGUCUCUGGACUCGGAGAUGGAUUACUCUGACGAUAUGCCGCUGCUGAAAGAAGCCUGAAACACGCCGCAGCCUUUUGGACUCAACCAGUUGUAGAAACAAACAAACAAACAAACAAACAUCUGCACUGCUGAGCAAAGACUCUGUCAACAUGGCCGCCGACCCCGACAGAACUCCAACACGGGCUGAGAGAGGCAGCGGGUUCCUCACGGGAGUUCUCCUCAUCAUCCCACAUGUACAUACACACACACACACACGCACACACGAUCUCACCAGAGGUGUGUGCGAGUCACACGGGCGACCCCGUGACCUCGCGUCGGGAGUCCACCACGUUCACCGUUUUCCUUCCACCUCACCCAUGUCUGCAGAGAUGCAUGAAGACCUGCCGCCCCCGUUAUUUAUUUCCACCUCCUUGUUUUUGGAUGAUCGUUGUGAUUGUGAAUCGAUGGAUCGCGCCACGCCGCGCCGCGCCGCCGCCGUGUCGUCACGCAGCCACGCCCAAGGCCGGCGUUCACCGACAGAGAUGUCUACUCGUCCACGCUCAUCACCCACCCCUCCCCUCCCCCGAUGGCCUUAGCUUUCCACUUCUAUGCACAGGUAUAUAAUAUGUGAAAUAGGGACUUUUCAAACUGAAUGUGGGUGAAAUGCCUCCACCGCUUCGUGGUUCUGAUCAUGUGUGGCUUCGUCGGACACCAGAAAAUAUGAUCUUCUUAAUUUAUUCAGGCUGCUUUUGGAGAUUCCUGUUUUUAAUGGGAAUUAAAAAAGAAAAAAGAAAAAAAGAACUUUAAAAAGUGUGUUUAAUUUAUUUUUGUGCCCAGAAUGCUGUUGAUCAGCUUCUCUCGAUGCUUCCACAGCUCACACUGUUCACUCCGCAGCUUCUCUCUCAGUUCCUGCAGGCACGUUUCAAUGUGACACUGUAAAUGUUACAAAAAAAAAAAAAAAGAUGAAGUGUACAGAUCAGUGUGAAGUCAGUGUUCACUUUUCUUUCCUUUUGGACUGAGGAGGGUUUCUUUUUUUGUGCAGAUUGUAUUUUAAUAUAUGUAAAAAGUUUUAAGUUAAGUUUACUCUGUAUAUAUUCUAUGGUCUUUUUUUGAUUAAAUAUUAUUUGCGGUGUU